GUUCAAUUUUUUUCUGAUAGUGAACUUGAUUGUGUAAUGUUCGAAUUUUAAUUGAGGCAGGAUGAAACUCAAAUUAUUUUUUCAAUUCCUAUGUUUACAAAUUACAAUACAAUAUUCAAAUACUAGCUUCUUUGAUUCUACAAGAAGACAUUUUAAAAAUGUAAAACUUCAUACAAACAACAAUCAAACAUCAACAAUAAAUAAUAUAUCAAAAAUUAGUGAUAAGAGUUUCAAUGCUACAGCACCCCGUCGUCAAAACAAUAUUUUUGAUAAAAACAGUACAUCACAAUCAUUAUUGACUUGUGAGGAUUGUCCGCGACAAGCUGUCUGUGUUCCGUAUGUACAAUGUCCAGCACAUGUACGAGAUUUCCAUCGUAAACAACAAAUUGAAUGCCAUUUAACAAAGACCAAUCAAAUUGGGAUUUGUUGUUCAACAGGAAAAAAUUUUACAGAUUUUCAUGAGUUUAAAAAAUUAAGAACAGCUAGAAGCACAUUAGGCAUAAAAAAUGUUCGUUCAAUAGUAGAAUUAAGUUCAGAAGAAUUUAAAGCAUGGAAAAAUAAAGAAAACUUUGUGCAAAAUCACAAUGAAGCUAUUGUUCAAGAGGGUACACCCAGUUAUGGACACAAUCGAAUAUACAAAAGCGCACAUCAGAGUGAAUUAAGUAAUGUAGUACGCUUAGCAAAUAAGGCAUUAGAAAUUGCCUUAGCAACUAAAGCUUUGAAGAAAAGGGAAGCCAUUUCUAAUGAAGACAUUGAAUUAGAUGUAGCAAAUAAUAUUGAAACACCGUUUAAUGAAAAUUGUUUACCAUUCGUGAAAUGUGAUUUUAUUAAUAGUCCAUAUCGAACUGUGGAUGGGUCAUGUAACAAUGUAGCCAAACCUAGUUUGGGUUUAUUGUCUAGUCCAUUUUCCAGAUUGUUGCCUCCAGCUUAUGAUGACGGCAUUUGGUCGCCAAGAGUCUCAUCUAUAUCAGGCGAGCCAUUGCCAAGUGCUCGUGUCAUUAGUUCAAAUCUGUUUCGUGACGAUCGUGAAAAUCGCGAUGGCUUACAUUCGUUGUUGUUGAUGCAAUUUGGGCAGUUUUUAUCGCACGAUUUUACUAAAGCAUUUCAUAGUACAUUUGAAAAUGGAAGUGGAAUUGAAUGCUGCUCAUCAGAUAGGCGACGUGAAUUAAGAGAAGAGUUGCAGCAUCCUGCUUGUAUGCCAAUAAAAAUCGACAAUGAUGAUGUUUUUUUUAAACAUUUUGGUAUUAAAUGUAUGAAUUUUGUUCGAUCAUUUAUUACACCGCGAUCAGAUUGUACUAUGGGCUAUUCCCAACAAAUGAAUACCGUAACCCAUUUCAUCGAUGGAUCAAUGAUAUAUGGAUCAGAUCAUAGCACCUUUAAUGAUUUACGUGAAUUCCAAGGUGGUCGUUUACGCGUCUUCCAUGAUUUUGGCCGACAAUUACUUCCAUUAUCAAAUGAUUCGCAUGGUUGUAUUAUUAUGGAGAAAGGUGCAGCUUGUUUUGCAGGAGGUGACACUCGUUGUAAUCAAUUUAUUUUACUGACCGCUCUUCAUACUUUGUUUGUUCGUGAACAUAAUCGCAUAGCUGAUGAACUUGCAUUCAUGAACUUGAACUGGGAUGAUGAAACUGUGUUUCAAGAAACUAGAAGAAUUGUAAUUGCUGAAUUACAACAUAUAACUUAUAAUGAAUGGCUUCCAGAAAUUAUAGGUGAAGAGGCGAUGGCGGACUUCGAUUUAAGAGUUCGUCCAGAAUAUUCAUCAGAUUACAAUCCUAAUAGCGAUCCCUCAAUCUUAAAUGAAUUUUCAACAGCGGCUUUUAGAUUACACAGUUUGGUGGAUAGUAAAAUUGAAAUUUACGAAGACAAUGAUGAUAUGGAAGAAAUGAUUGAAAUUUCUGAUGUAAUGGAGUUACCUUCAAAAUUGCGCAAAAGGAAAUUUUUUGAUAGUGUAUUAAAUGCAAUGACACACCAGAAUAUGCAAAAAUUUGAUAGAAAUUUUGCUGAAGGAUUAACACGGUACAUGUUUCGAGGAGGUAAUCCCUUUGGUUUAGAUGUAACAAGCAUGAAUAUUCAAAGAGGAAGAGAUCACGGAUUACGUCCUUAUAAUGAUUAUCGACAAUUAGUUGGGUUACCACGGGUGGAUAGUUGGGAUUAUUUUGAUCCAGAAAUAGCUGAUAUCCUUAGUAAAUUAUAUCAAACACCAGAUGAUAUAGAUCUAUUUGUCGGAGGUAUUCUAGAACCACCAGAAUUUGGCUCUAUUGUUGGAAAAACAUUUCGUGAUAUAAUAGCAGAACAAUUUUCAAGAUUACGGCAAGGCGACCGAUAUUUUUAUGAGCAUAAUCCAAACAUAAAUCCUGGUUAUUUCACAAGAGAACAAUUACGUGAAAUUAAAAAAGUAACAAUGUCCCGAUUAAUAUGUGAUAACAGUGACCAUAUUUUAAUGAAGAAACAAACAAGUAAUGCUUUUCUGAUUCCAAAUCAAAUAAAUAAACACUUGGAUUGUGAAGAUUUAGGAAUUCCGAAAAUUAAUUUGUUCUUCUGGAGAGGUUAAUUUUUAUAUUAUUUUAUGAUUUUAAAUUUUUGGAUCGCC
Messenger RNA from Chrysoperla carnea, 2587 nucleotides. RefSeq names its product chorion peroxidase (gene Pxt). The record is from RefSeq and is a predicted model, not a curated record. Gene Ontology annotation, molecular function: peroxidase activity; heme binding. The transcript has 13 exons. NCBI's taxonomy places the organism in Eukaryota, Metazoa, Arthropoda, Insecta, Neuroptera, Chrysopidae. Gene Ontology annotation, biological process: response to oxidative stress. Bases 62 to 2548 code for a protein of 828 amino acids.